AUGAGAAGCGGGCCCCCACAAUCGCGACGAUCCGCUGCACCAGCGCUACCGCACCGCACACGGGCUCGCCAGCAGACAUGGCCACCGUCCCCGAGCGUCGAGGAUGAGACGGCGAUAGUGGACGAGGGCGAGCCGCCAAACAACACGCGGGGCACUGUCGACCAGGAAUACCUCCUCGACGAGAUUGAGCAACCACCUGUUGCCCACGAUGCCUACAACGACCGCGACGACUAUGACCGACGCUUCGUCCUCGUUUCCGAUCCCAGCACAGAGGAUGAAGCCAGGUCGACGCGUGGCGCCCACAGGGACCGUCGACGGAAGAGCUUCGCGGAGCGGGGGAAUAUGGCGCAUAUCAAGACCAGUGUUGAUGAGCCGCCUGUAUUCACUGAGCGAGUCUCUACACCGUAUGCCUACACAAAGCCCCAGAAAGAGUCGACUGCUCCAUCGCCUGGCGCUUUCCUCCGCUCGCCAGAACCCAUAACUCCCACGAAGAGCACCACCCGCACAUAUGCCCCGAGCCAUGACACGUGGGACACGCAGAGAGAGCAGAACGCGAGACCAUCAAAUCCAAGACCGACCCGCAGUCGGCAAAACUCCUUUUCGAAGUCAAGACCACCGUCCCGAUACGGCAGGCACGAAACAAUGCCUGUUCCAACGCCACGAAUUGACGUACGCAGUCCCUCGCCAGCGAGACCACCUCCAGGUGGCACCUUCUUGCCGUACCCCGUAGACGACAAUCCCGCGCAUGUCUUCAUGCCUCCCGAAGAGUACUAUCAAUUCGAUCAUUCGACGAUUGUUUCUCCGCGCGAGUUAUAUCCAGAGUCUCCAAGGGUCUCGUCAUCGUCAAUCCCCGGCUCACCACGUGUGACAGAGGCCGCAUCCCGAUCCUCCAAGAAAGUCGCUGCAAUGCCUGAAUCACCAGUCCGCACGAGGAUAGCAAGAUCGAAUAGCGCUCGCUCGCAAAUGAGCCAGGAUACUCGUCGAGAGCAGUCAGCCAAAAAGAUAGCUGCACUUGAUCUGGAUAGGCCGCUGUCAUCGUGUCCAAGAAGCGAGCUUUCGGCACGCUAUGACGACUGGUUCAACCUUCAGGGGUAUCCGAACUUCAAUGUUUGUCCUACCUGCUACGACGGCGUUUUCGCUGAUACGCCCUUUGCCAUUCAUUUCUCAGAGACUCGACCAUAUGUGCGGUCGAUUGAGCGAGCCUGCGAUUUUAGUAGCCCUUGGAUGCGGCUCGCGUGGCUUUUGACGAUUAAGCAGCGACGUCAAUCACUCGACCUACUGUAUGCAUUGGCUGAUAUUGCAGGCAAGGAUCGGCCGUGUCCGGGCGAUCGAGAAUUUGGCACAGAUCGUUUAGCCUGGUACGGUAUUCCUAAUCAACGAGAUGGUGUGCAUGUCGCCAACUUCGCGGUAUGUUCCUGCGACAAGAAAAUGAUUGAGGUUCUAUUCCCAAGUAUGCGCGGCUACUUCACGAUGUUGCCUACCAACUAUCAAUCCUCUGUUCCCGAUAAAUUUCUUUGCAGCUUACGCACCAGCUCUCGCCGCUUCCCGAGGUAUCUAGAUUUGCUUGUCGAACUCGAUGCUGAAGCCCAAUCCCUCGGUCAGCGGCCCAACAUCAAUCGGUUCAUCCAGCUAGCUCGCGAUAAUGCAUUUAAGGGAGAAUGUGCAAAGGAUAAAUCCUCCACCCGCAAGCCCUGGCACUUUAUUCCCUCGCUCCCCGAAUUUACCGUCUGCGAAGAAUGCUACGACGAGCUCGUUUGGCCGGCGAGUCAGUCCAAAUCAGUACCCUCGACCCUCCCACGCCUCUUCAAUAAAGCGAUUCAACUUGUACCUGGUGAAGAGUCGGAUGUCGGAUCUAGCUGCUGCCUAUAUAGCCCGCGCAUGCGCCGCAUCUGGGACACGAGCGUAAAGGAAGAGGACUUUGCGUAUCUCAAGCGCAAAGCUAUUGAGCGAAAAAAGAUGGAGACGAGGUUGGCGAGAGAGAGGAAGGGUAUCGUGAGUUGGCUGCUUAGUGCUGAGAGGGGAAGUAGUCAGUGGGAAAGCGCGAGGAGUGAGCUGAGGGGAUUAGAGAAGGAAUGGGCUACUUGGGAGUAG
Cucurbitaria berberidis CBS 394.84 is the source of this 2091-nucleotide messenger RNA. RefSeq lists its product as uncharacterized. The record is from RefSeq and is a predicted model, not a curated record. NCBI's taxonomy places the organism in Eukaryota, Fungi, Ascomycota, Dothideomycetes, Pleosporales, Cucurbitariaceae. Bases 1 to 2091 code for a protein of 696 amino acids. The transcript has 2 exons.